This is a messenger RNA of Pipistrellus nathusii (Nathusius's pipistrelle), 1422 nucleotides long. The record is from the annotation of a GenBank genome assembly. Lineage: Eukaryota; Metazoa; Chordata; Mammalia; Chiroptera; Vespertilionidae.
AUGCACACGCCGGCCGCCGCGGGUCCCGGCGAGGCGCGCGCGGUGGACAUCGUGGACAUAUGCGAGUCCAUCCUGGAGCGGAAGCGGGCUGCCUGCGGCCUCUUGGAGCUGAAUGACAUCGAAGCCGUCGAGGCUCUUGUUUGCAUGAGCUCCUGGGGUCAGAGGUCCCAGACCGGCGACCUCUGGAAGAUCCGACCCCUCACACCCGUGUCUGACUCUGGGGAUGUCGCCACCACCCCCCUGCUGGCGGACGAGGCCGUGCCGGAGCAGCCGAAGGACUUCCCCGCCCUGUCCACGCUGUGCAUGACUCCGCCUCAGAGCCCGGACCUCACCGAGCCGCUGACGAGACCACUGGUUCCUUCCCACCCUCCUGCUGCCAGAGCCGCCAGCGCCCCGAGCCGGAGGGCCCAGAGGAGCCUGCUGGGUUCGAAGCCAGAGCUGCUGGAGCCGGCGCCUGGCGCCCCCUGCAGGGCUGUGGUGGCCAGUGCCACCCCCCACGCCCUGGGGGGUCCCGCUCCCGGCCACGUGGCUGCCACCCCGCCUCCAGACGGCAGGGGACACGUGGGAGCUCUGCGGGACGCACACCUCGGAGAACCUUCUCUCACCUUGAACUUGGGGCCCUGCCCGCCUCGCUCCGAGAAGUCUGGGGACCCGGGCCCCCCCGACCAAGGCCAGCAGGCGGGGCGGCCGGCUGCAGUCCCACCCCGCUCACCGAAGAACCAUGAAGGGGACCUGCCUCUGCCCUCCGUCCCCGCCCCCAGCCCUCCCGUCCUUUGCCACAUGAUGCCCCUGACCGGACAGAGUGCCGUGCUGCCGGCGUUUCUGAAGGCCCCUCCCCCGGCGCCCCCCGGGCCCCCGCCCGUGCUCAUGGGCCCGGCUGUGCCUCAGGGAGCCGUGAUGCUGGUGCUGCCCCCGGGGGCGCUGCCCCCGCCCGCCUCCGGCGCCCCCGCGGGUGUCGUGGCUGCGGGCGGUGCCAGGCUGCUGCCUCUCGCCCCGGCCCCCGUGUUCAUCGCCGCCGGUCCCGGCGGCGCCCCUCCGGCGGACUUCUCUCGGAGGAGGAACUACGUGUGCGGUGUCCCCGGCUGCCGCAAGACCUACUUCAAAAGCUCCCACCUCAAGGCGCACCUGCGCACCCACACAGGGGAGAAGCCGUUCGGCUGCAGCUGGGACGGCUGCGACAAGAAGUUCGCGCGCUCGGACGAGCUGUCCCGCCACCGCCGCACGCACACCGGCGAGAAGAAGUUCGCCUGCCCCGUGUGCGACCGGCGCUUCAUGCGUAGCGACCACCUGACCAAGCACGCCCGGCGGCACGUGGCCACCAAGAAGCCGCCCGGCUGGCCGGCGGAGGCCGGCAGACUGAGCAGGAUCGCCUCGGCCGAGACGCCCAGGAGCCCGCUGGCGAGCAGGCCGGCCUCCGCCUGA